UUGCAGGACGUGUUCUACUCAGGUGGGACAGGUGGCGCAGGUAGCAGCGGUAGCUCGGUUUCCAUCCAGCAAUAUUCACUCAACGACGGCAACUGUCAGUACGAAGACGGAUUUAUCAUUGAAAAUGGAGUACGGCGGCAAGCUACGGCUCAAGAAGUCGACCGCAUUUCGCAGUACAAGCAAUCGCUUAAUGACUACAUGAAGCAGGUUAAUGGAUAUGUUGGUGACUGGGUCAGCAACAUGUUCAAAAACCUUCCAUUCAAUUUGGGUCAAAGCUUCCCGCGAAUGCCAGACAUGCCACCAAUGCCUGAACCACCCUGUCUCUGCAGCGCAGAAACUUGUGCCCAAAUUCAACAACAGCGAGAUGCUAUUCAACGGCAGCGAGAUGCUAUACAACAACAGAUGCAAUCCGUAUUCGGAUCGGGAUCGCAGAUCGGCCAACAAUCAAGCCAAUAUGUAUCUGGAGCGUCCUACGGUAGCACGUCUCAGUACCAGCAGUCGCAAAUGCAGACACAACAAUAUCAACAAGGAGGGGUCACUCAAGGUUAUCGCCGAAGCAAGAAGUAA
Cylicostephanus goldi is the source of this 567-nucleotide messenger RNA. NCBI's taxonomy places the organism in Eukaryota, Metazoa, Nematoda, Chromadorea, Rhabditida, Strongylidae. The record is from the annotation of a GenBank genome assembly.